AUGGCAGGAAAAUCGAACAAGGGAAGGAAUCGGAGAGGGUCACAAAAUUCAACUAAUCUUUCGGAGCAGUCGGAUGCUCCCUUGAAAGAUAACCCGAGUCCUUCAGAGUCUUCCAGUGCUGAUGCCAAUGGAAAUGAAGCUGCAACCAAAUUGGCUUGUGCCACGUCUGAGGCAGAGGAGCCACAGAAUACAAAAUUGGAGAACCAGCCAAAGCAAGGUGACAUUCAUCUUUAUCCUGUUUCUGUCAAAACACAAGGUGGCGAGAAGCUGGAGUUACAAUUAAGCCCGGGAGAUUCUGUAAUGGAUGUUAGGCAGUUUCUUCUUGAUGCUCCCGAGACAUGUUUCUUUACCUGCUAUGAUUUGUUACUGCGCACAAAGGACGGCUCUGUUCAUCAUCUGGAAGAUUACAAUGAAAUCUCGGAAGUUGCUGAUAUUACUACUGGUGACUGCUCCGUGGAGAUGGUUGCUGCGUUAUAUGAUGAUAGAUCAAUCAGGGCUCAUGUUCAGCGCACAAGAGAAUUGCUUUCUCUUACCUCGCUGCAUUCCUCAUUAUCAACUUCACUUGCGUUACAGCACGAGACAGAGCUAACCGCAUCUGCGAACUCAGGAGAUCCUGUAAAGGUUGAAGUACCCGAGCUCGAUAGUUUGGGUUUCAUGGAUGAUGUUUCUGGUUCACUGACUAAUUUGCUGUCAUUGCCUUCCAAAGAGAUCAAAUGUGUGGAGAGUGUUGUGUUCUCUUCAUUUAAUCCUCCUCCAAGCUACAGGAGGCUUUCUGGGGAUUUAAUUUAUCUGGAUGUGGUAACACUAGAAGGAAACAAAUAUUGUAUCACGGGAACCACAAGAACGUUCUAUCUCAACUCAAGCACUGGGAAUAUCCUUGAUCCAAAACCUAGUAAAGCUGCUGCUGAAGCAACCACCCUUAUUGGACUCCUGCAGAAGAUUAGCUCUAAGUUCAAGAAAAGCUUUUGUGAAAUUUUGGAACGGAGGGCCACUGCUCAUCCUUUUGAGAAUGUCCAAUCUCUGUUACCGCUGAACUCAUGGCUAGGGUUAUAUCCUGUUCCUGAUCACAAACGUGACGCAGCUAGGGCAGAGAAUGCACUGACGCUCUCAUUUGGAAGUGAGCUAAUUGGCAUGCAAAGAGAUUGGAAUGAAGAAUUGCAGUCUUGCCGGGAGUUUCCGCAUACAACGUCUCAGGAAAGGAUCUUGCGUGAUAGGGCCCUUUACAAGGUGACUACUGACUUUGUUGAUGCAGCAAUUAGUGGUGCUAUUGGAGUCAUCAGCAGAUGUAUCCCACCAAUUAAUCCAACUGAUCCAGAGUGCUUUCACAUGUAUGUUCACAACAAUAUAUUCUUCAGUUUUGCUGUGGAUGCGGAAUGUGAGCAGUUGUCCCGGAAGCAGUCGUUAGAUGAUUUAAAGAUUGGGAAAGGCUUAUUACACAGUUCAUCUGAGUCUAGCACUAAAUCCUCUCAUGAAGGUUUUGCAAAUUCGAAUGGGGAUAUAUCUAAUGGCUUAAAUAGAGAGGAUCUAGAUGGAGUCAUGGAGGUGGCUCCUGAUGUGCCUGCUGAGACACAGUUGGCUGAAAGUGAACAAGCCACAUAUGCGUCUGCAAAUAAUGAUCUGAAAGGCACCAAAGCAUACCAGGAAGCUGAUGUUCCUGGACUAUAUAAUCUUGCUAUGGCUAUCAUAGAUUACAGGGGUCAUAGAGUGGUGGCACAGAGUGUUCUACCUGGUAUCCUUCAAGGUGAUAAAUCAGACUCGCUUCUGUAUGGUUCUGUGGACAACGGGAAGAAAAUUUGCUGGAAUUCAGAUUUUCAUUCAAAGGUACUAGAGGCUGCGAAAUGCCUCCAUUUGAAGGAACACAUGGUGCUUGAUGGAUCUGGAAAUGUUUGUAAAUUAGCUGCACCUGUGGAAUGCAAGGGCAUUGUUGGCAGUGACGACAGACAGUAUCUCUUGGACCUGAUGAGAAUCACUCCUCGUGAUGCAAAUUAUACUGGCCCUGGGUCUAGAUUUUGUAUUUUGAGACCUGAAUUAGUUAAUGCUUUUUGCCAGACUGAGGCAGCAGAGAGGUCAAAAUCUAGCUGUAAAUUAGAGGGGGAGGCUCCUGUUGCAACUGAUUCUCCUAAAGCUGAUAUUAUGGAAGAACAGGUGACAACGGAAUCAAGUGCAUCACCAGCAACUGCUGUCACACAGGAUACCACUAAAGAAGGUAAAAAGGACUCUAUCGAUAGGGAAAUUUGUGAGGAAAUAGUUUUUAACCCUAACGUCUUCACCGAGUUCAAGUUAGCUGGGAGCAAAGAGGCAAGUCUUGAGAUAGCUGCAGAUGAAGAAAAUGUUAGGAAAGCAAGUUUGUAUCUGAGAGAUGUUGUGCUUCCAAAGUUUAUACAAGAUCUCUGCACACUUGAAGUUUCACCCAUGGAUGGACAAACAUUAACAGAAGCACUCCAUGCUCAGGGAAUUAAUGUCCGCUACAUUGGAAAGGAUACCACUAAAGAAGGUAAAAAGGACUCUAUCGAUAGGGAAAUUUGUGAGGAAAUAGUUUUUAACCCUAACGUCUUCACCGAGUUCAAGUUAGCUGGGAGCAAAGAGGCAAGUCUUGAGAUAGCUGCAGAUGAAGAAAAUGUUAGGAAAGCAAGUUUGUAUCUGAGAGAUGUUGUGCUUCCAAAGUUUAUACAAGAUCUCUGCACACUUGAAGUUUCACCCAUGGAUGGACAAACAUUAACAGAAGCACUCCAUGCUCAGGGAAUUAAUGUCCGCUACAUUGGAAAGGUAGCUGAUGGGACCAAGCACCUACCUCACUUAAGGGAUCUGUGCUCCAAUGAGAUCGUGGUCAGGUCUGCGAAGCACAUACUCAAGAUGGAGCAUAAAUAUUUUGAUAUGCCUUGCGUCGGUCAAUUGCUUCUGUCUGUGUGGUGGAACAGGUAA
Messenger RNA from Ilex paraguariensis (yerba mate), 2922 nucleotides. Lineage: Eukaryota; Viridiplantae; Streptophyta; Magnoliopsida; Aquifoliales; Aquifoliaceae. The record is from the annotation of a GenBank genome assembly.